AUGUUCUCGAGAGCAUUGAAGGCACGAUCUGCCGCACCUCUGCGCAGAAAUGCCAUUUCCAGAGCUGCUCUCGUAAAGAGAACGGUCACCACAGACGCCGCCUCCGCGCACGCCGAUAAAGAUGCUGUCCCUCAGGAAGAUGAUAAACCAUUCACAUUACAAUUGUCGGACGAGUCUUUCGAGACCUACGAGCUCGAUCCUCCAUCCUACACCAUGGAGACCACCAAGAAAGAGUUGAAGCAGAUGUAUAUCGAUAUGGUUUCUAUGCGUCGUAUGGAAAUGGCAGCCGAUAGACUCUACAAGGAGAAGAAAAUUCGUGGUUUCUGCCAUUUGUCAACUGGUCAAGAAGCUGUCGCCGUCGGUAUCGAACACUCUCUUACUAAGGAAGACGACAUCAUUACUGCCUACAGAUGUCACGGUUUCGCUCUUAUGCGCGGUGCUUCUGUAAAAUCUAUCAUCGGUGAAUUGUUAGGUCGUCGUGAGGGUAUCGCCUACGGAAAGGGUGGUUCCAUGCACAUGUUCACCAAGGGCUUCUAUGGUGGAAAUGGUAUUGUCGGUGCUCAAGUUCCAGUUGGUGCCGGCUUGGCUUUUGCUCAUCAAUACAAUGGCAACAAGAAUGUAUCUGUUGCUUUGUACGGUGAUGGUGCCAGUAACCAAGGUCAAGUCUUCGAGGCUUUCAACAUGGCUAAAUUAUGGAAAUUGCCAGUUCUCUUCGGCUGUGAGAACAACAAGUAUGGUAUGGGUACCGCAGCCAACAGAUCCUCUGCUCUUACCGAUUACUACAAGCGUGGUCAAUACAUUCCUGGUCUUAAGGUCAACGGAAUGGAUGCUCUCGCUGUCAAGGCUGCUGUUAAGCACGCUAAGGAAUACGCCAACGCUGGCAACGGUCCAUUGGUCCUCGAAUAUGUCACAUACCGUUAUGGAGGACACUCCAUGUCCGAUCCAGGAACCACAUACCGUACUCGUGAGGAAAUUCAACGUAUGCGUAGCACCCAAGAUCCAAUCGCUGGUCUGAAACAAAAGUUGAUUGAAUGGAACGUUACAACCGAGGAUGAGUUGAAGACAAUCGACAAGGAGGCAAGAGCAAAGGUCGAUGCGGAGGUUAAGGAGGCCGAAGAGAUGCCUUUCCCAGACGCUACCCCACAAAUUUUGUACGAGGAUAUCUACGUAAGGGGAAGCGAGCCUCAAUACAUGAGAGGAAGGACGAACGAUGAGAACUACUAUUAUUAGGUUGUUGGUAUUGGAGUUGGUAGAUGGUAGAUGGUUGGAAGGAUUGGAAGAAUGAAAUGUAUAGUAUGAAUGGCUGACGGAACGAUCGAAUUGUUGGCAGAACGUGGUAUGAUUGAAUGAUAGAUGGGUGGUCAAUGCUUGCAAUUCUCUUCGUUCGCCGACUCACAUGUUACACCUACCUCCACUACCCUGUCUUGGUUUCGUUUCGUUUACUGUAGUUGAGACGAAUUGAGCGCAUACCCUAUUCUAAUACUGAUUGAUACAUCGUGUGGUCCUGAGGCACCUGGUGUUAUUAAAUCCAUUGUAAGGUUCCUUCACCUCCCCUCCCACU
Messenger RNA from Botrytis porri, 1561 nucleotides. RefSeq lists its product as uncharacterized. Gene Ontology annotation, molecular function: pyruvate dehydrogenase (acetyl-transferring) activity. The transcript has 4 exons. The record is from RefSeq and is a predicted model, not a curated record. The coding region runs from base 1 to 1230 and encodes 409 amino acids. Gene Ontology annotation, cellular component: intracellular membrane-bounded organelle. NCBI's taxonomy places the organism in Eukaryota, Fungi, Ascomycota, Leotiomycetes, Helotiales, Sclerotiniaceae. Gene Ontology annotation, biological process: pyruvate decarboxylation to acetyl-CoA.